AUGAACAAUCAAUAUAUUCGUCGAGAAGUCUUCUGCUGUGAAACUUGUCAUGAGCUCAAAAGCUUCUGGGAAAAAGAAAUUAGCAAACAGACUUGUUACAGGGAACUGGAGGAAGAUCGUCAGGGAAGGAGCGCCCUGAGAAAAACCCAAGAUAAAUGGCAGCAACACAGUGAUAAAUAA
This is a messenger RNA of Neogale vison (American mink), 180 nucleotides long. Its product is annotated as protein FAM240B-like. The record is from RefSeq and is a predicted model, not a curated record. The transcript has 2 exons. NCBI's taxonomy places the organism in Eukaryota, Metazoa, Chordata, Mammalia, Carnivora, Mustelidae. The coding region runs from base 1 to 180 and encodes 59 amino acids.